GAAAACAAUGAGUUACUUUUCUUCUCCAGUACCAGAUGAUGUGAAGCAGAAACUUGACCAGACACAAGAGGAACUGGACUUAGUGGAGAAAGCAAUAAGUUACUUCUCUUCUCCAGUACCAGAUGAUGUAUAUGUACAGGUGCAGCAGCAGCAGCAGCAGCCUCUCUCUUAUGUGCCAAUCAAUUUCAGAUAUGGUGUUGAUUGUGGCGAUAACUUCUGCCCUGGGUCAACUAGUACUCUCCAUUAUACAUAUACUCCUCCAGUGAUACCAGUGGCUCAUUUUCAUCAUAACUCCUCUUUUCUACCCGCAUUGGAUGAUUAUGAGAUUAUGUUCGACAAUUCAAGCCAGGCUGUAGGUGGCUACUAUAUUGCUGCAGAUCCUAAAUCCUCUGUCAUGGGUCCGUCGCAGCUGUAUUAUCAGUAUCAUCAGCAGCCGCAGCAGCAACAGCAGCAGCUCAAUGAAUUCUAAAAUUAAAGGCAGAUAUAACAGGAGUGUAUCAUAUAUAUAUGUGAUGGAUGUUCUCACUGGAACAGUGUAAUAGAAGUUUUAGUUUUUAGCGGCUAACUUUUCAAGUACAUAUGCUUCACCUGACAAUUAAAACUAGGUUGUUUAUAAGACAACUCCUUAGUUUCAUAUUUUUAUUAUUUGUCCAAUUUUGACAUUUUGAAUGUAACUGAUUUGAAGCAUGAAUAAUAGAUGAUUGAGUUGUCCCACAUUGUCAAAUAAUCGAACGAGCUAUAAAGCUUUCUUGAA
Molecule: messenger RNA, 754 nt
Organism: Macadamia integrifolia
Lineage: Eukaryota; Viridiplantae; Streptophyta; Magnoliopsida; Proteales; Proteaceae
Exons: 2
Coding region: 8-469 (153 amino acids)
Source: RefSeq, a predicted model, not a curated record